AUGAAAGACAGUGUCUUUGGAGAUCUACCAUUAUGGGAUCCGAGGUUACAGAAAGCACAUGGAGAAAUUUAUGGGAACCAGACAUUCAUGAACUGGCUUACUAAUGAAAAGUUCGACAUCGCCUUUGCCCACAUGUAUCACACCUGCCCGAUUGCACUGAUUCAUGCAGCGAAAAUUCCUACAUGGAUAUGGUUGCUGAGCUUGAUGAUGGAGAGCAUGGACGAAAUGAACUUCUAUGAGAGAACAAAGAGUUUCAUUGGCUAUAAUCUUGGAAACAUACUGUUUCCCAUAAUGAUAGUCAACAAAGAAACAGCCAUAAUGAGAGAGCACUGGGAUGCCAACUUUCCAGACAUCUUGGAUUUGGCAAGCAAAUGUCCUUUGAUCAUGGCUAAUAGCAAUGAGCUGUACGAGUUCCCUAGACCAACACUCGCUAAGGUGGUGAACAUUGGUGGACUUGGAGUUGAGCAUAAGGAUGCCAAGCCAUUGAAAGGAAAAUUCAAGAAGAUCGCUGAAACAGGAAAAGGCAUGGUGGUAAUGUCGUUCGGGUCGGUAGCACGAACUGAAUGGAUGCCUGAACAAUGGAAGACAGCCAUGUUGAAGGCUUUUGCUCGGUUCCCUGACUAUCAAUUUGUGAUACGAUAUGUGCCUGACGACCUAAAAGAUCAUCUUCCACCAAAUGUACACACUUUUUCGUGGUUACCACAAGCUGAUCUUCUGCAACAUCCACGCACAAAGCGUUCAUUUCACAUGGCGGAUACAACAGAAGCGAUCAAUGCUGGUGUUCCGCUCAUCACGAUCGCUCUUUUCGCCGACCAGUUUAAAAACUCGAGAAUCGCUGCCAAGCACGGCUUCGCAGUGAACAUCAAGAAACCCGAGCUGAGCGAUGAAACUCUGUACGCCGCUGUCAAGGAAGUUCUAGAGAACGAUAAGUAA
Molecule: messenger RNA, 933 nt
Organism: Cooperia oncophora
Lineage: Eukaryota; Metazoa; Nematoda; Chromadorea; Rhabditida; Trichostrongylidae
Source: the annotation of a GenBank genome assembly